Molecule: messenger RNA, 1578 nt
Organism: Penaeus indicus
Lineage: Eukaryota; Metazoa; Arthropoda; Malacostraca; Decapoda; Penaeidae
Product: PDF receptor-like
Exons: 12
Coding region: 1-1578 (525 amino acids)
Biological process (GO): cell surface receptor signaling pathway; adenylate cyclase-modulating G protein-coupled receptor signaling pathway
Cellular component (GO): plasma membrane
Molecular function (GO): G protein-coupled peptide receptor activity
Source: RefSeq, a predicted model, not a curated record
AUGGAGUACGUCGGCUACAGCAACCUCUCCUCGACGCCAGCAAGGACGGAACUCACGUCGGAAUUCACGCAGCCGUGGAUGUUCACGAGCCUGGACCAGUGCUUGGCCCACUACGACGCGGCGCCUCCGCUCGACGAUGAGAUCUACUGCAACGCCACAUGGGACAACAUCAUGUGCUGGCCGCCUACGCCUGCCAACAUCCGGGUUACGCUGCCCUGUCCGCCCGUGCAAGGAGUCGACCUCAAACAGACCGCGUACAGAACGUGCUCUUCAGAAGGCCGCUGGAUGGGGAAAGACCCUUAUGGUAACGCUACAAACGGCUGGACCAACUAUACGGCUUGUUUCACUCCCAAUGUGCUGGAUCUUCUGAAUCAGCUGUAUUCCGGGACUGAGGAAGAGGCGCAGAUAAAGUUUCUCGUGGCCAAGGGAUCCCGAGCCUUAGAAAUCAUCGGUUUAAUCCUCUCUCUCGUCUCUCUCCUCCUCUCCCUCUUCAUCUUCAGUUAUUUCAAAUUCGUAGAUUUUAGGGGUCCAAUAUCACAGCCAAGUUUCAGGAAGCUCCGCAACAACCGCACCCGCAUCCACAAGAAUCUCUUCGCCGCCAUGAUCCUCCAAGUGCUCGUCCGCCUCAUCCUCUACGCCGACCAAGCCAUUGUCAGAGGCGAUUCGACCGGUUUAGGGUCCGGGCUGUCGACGGAACGCCAGGGGAUCGAUAGUACGCCGAUCUUAUGCGAAUCUUUCUACAUCCUCCUGGAAUACGGUCGUUCAGCGAUGUUCAUGUGGAUGUUCAUUGAAGGGAUGUACCUGAACAACCUCAUUAGCGUCGCAUUCUUCCAAGGACCACCCAAUUAUAGCGCAUACUAUUUCAUUGGAUGGGGUAUUCCAGUAUUCAUGACAGCCUCGUGGGCCGUCGUGAUGUCCCUCUGGAUGAACGUAGACUGCUGGCUCGGUUACUCUCUCACACCUUAUUAUUGGAUUCUGGAAGGACCACGUUUUACUGUCAUUGGGGCAAAUCUCCUGUUUCUCCUCAACAUCAUGAGGAUUCUGAUAAGCAAAUUACGUGAAGCAAGUUCCAGUGAGGUGCAACAAAUAAGACCCCUCCGGAGAUCGGUGCGCAACGCCCUCUUCCUCCUGCCGCUGCUGGGAAUCACCAACGCUAUCACCAUGAUUCCCAAGCCCCUGGAACGGUCGGCGUUUGAGUUCGGCGUCUGGUCCUACGGCACGAAUCUGCUGACGUCAUUCCAGGGUUUCGUCGUGGCGUGCAUCUACUGUUUCUUCAAUGGAGAUGUAAAGCGGACUCUGUGUUACUUCUGGAGGCUCAAAGUCACGCUUCGAACUCGCAAGCAAAGAUCCGAAGCUUCGUCGGCUUUUCCCGACCCUGACGGCAUGUACGAUGCCGGAUUCGCUCAUCGGCCGAAGCUUCAUUUUAAGGCGCGCAGCAAGUCCUCCAGCGACAAGGGCCUCCCGAACGGGCACCUGCAGUCGCUGCACAGCCUGGGCGGCUACCACAGCAGCCACAUGCUGCACCGCGAGGAGCCCGGCCACCCCUACCACGUGACGAUCCCCACCACCAGCUUAUGA